AUGUCGGAGACCAUACGCAAGCGGCAGUACCGCGUGGGCCUCAAUCUGUUCAACAAGAAGCCGGAGAAGGGCAUCACCUAUCUCAUCCGCAGGGGCUUCCUCGAGAACACGCCACAGGGCAUGAUCGGCGAGUAUCUGGGCAAUCUGCAGAACCAGUUCAACAUGGCCGUGCUCAGCUGCUUCGCCAUGGAGCUGGACCUGUCCGGCCGCCAGGUGGACGUGGCCCUGCGCAAGUUCCAGGCCUACUUCCGGAUGCCCGGGGAGGCGCAGAAGAUUGAGCGGCUGAUGGAGAUCUUCUCGCAGCGCUACUGCGAGUGCAAUGCGGACAUUGUGGGGCGCCUAAGAUCAUCCGAUACGAUCUUUGUGCUGGCAUUUGCCAUCAUUAUGCUCAAUACGGAUCUGCACACGCCCAAUCUGAAGCCGGAAAGGCGCAUGCGCGUCGAGGACUUCAUCAAGAAUCUGCGAGGCAUCGACGAUUGCCACGACAUUGACAAGGACAUGCUGAGCGGCAUCUAUGAGCGCGUCAAGUCGGACGAGUUCAAGCCGGGCAGCGACCACGUCACCCAGGUGAUGAAGGUGCAGGCCACCAUUGUCGGCAAGAAGCCGAAUCUGGCGCUGCCCCACCGGCGGCUGGUCUGCUAUUGCCGCCUGUACGAGAUACCCGACGUGAACAAGAAGGAGCGGCCGGGCGUCCACCAGCGCGAGGUGUUCCUCUUCAACGACCUGCUGGUCAUCACCAAGAUAUUCAGCAAGAAGAAGACCUCCGUGACGUACACGUUCCGCAACAGCUUCCCGCUCUGCGGCACGGUGGUGACCCUGCUGGACAUGCCCAACUAUCCGUUCUGCAUCCAGCUGUCGCAGAAGGUCGACGGUAAGAUCCUGAUCACCUUCAAUGCCCGCAACGAGCACGACCGCUGCAAGUUUGCCGAGGAUCUCAAGGAGUCCAUCAGCGAGAUGGACGAAAUGGAAUCGCUGCGCAUCGAGGCAGAGCUGGAGCGCCAGAAGUCGGCGCGCAACCGGGCCCCGGGGAACGCAGAGAACCGCGAUAGUGGCGUGGCCGAUGUGGAGGUGUGUCCCUGUCCCUAUGGCUCCCAGCCCGGCGGCGGCUCCCAGGCAGCCGGCGAGCAGGCAGCUGGCAACUCGGCCGACUCCACGCAGCAGCUGAAGCGCAGUGCGCUCAGCAACAGUCUCCUGGACAUGCACGAGCAAUUUGGCAACGAGAAGCCCCAGCGACGAGGCAGCGUCGGCUCCCUGGACAGCGGCAUGAGCAUCUCCUUCCAGUCGACCACCACGUCCAGCGCCUCGCGGGAGAAUGCGGCGGCCAUUGCAGCUGCCGCCAAUGCAGCGGCGGCUGCCAAGAUGCGUUUCAACAUGCCGCCAACGGCGGCGAUUGCCACGCCCAACAAUGUCGACAUAAAGCAGCACCAGCAGCAGCAGCACCAGCACCAGGGAAUGCACAAGAAGAACUCGAUCCGCAAUGGCGGAGAUGUCCUCAAGCGCGGACGGGCACAGUCAGCCAUAGAUACGUAUCUACGGAGGAGAUUGAAAGCAGUACAGGAGGCAGGUGGCAGCUGGACUAAGAGCUCUAUUAAACGCCAGAUCCCCUCCUCCAUUGCACACUCUGGGCAUUCUGGCAAUCAAAAGUCGCGCUCUCUGUCGAUGCGGGAGCGACGACAGCUGGACUGCAGUCCCAUACCACGUAGUCAAUCGGGCGCCUCUCCCGUUUCCAUUUCGGGAUCCACAGCCACCGCUGGCGGAAUGGCCUCCCAUCCGCAUGUGAAUCUGCUGCACGCGGCCGAGCCGCAUUACUACAAUGCCCAGGGAGCCGUCUACUACACCAGCUACCACGGCUCCCCGCACGACCUGAGCUACGCCAGCUCCGCGGACGUCUCGCUGAACGCCUCGUGGGUGAACGCCAGCGGGCACAGCCCCCACACGCCCUACUACUCGGCGGCACAGAUCUACAUGCGCCCCAAGGGCGGCAGCACCACGCCCACUCCCAGCUGCAGCGGCAGCACGGGCAGCGGCAGCGGCAGUGGCAGCGGCAGCUGCAAGAAGGUUCCGCCGGAGGUGCCCAAGCGCACCUCUUCGAUCACGGCACAGCAGCAGAGCCAGCUGCUGCUGCUGCAGCGCCAGACACCGCCGCCCCCGUCGCUGCUGCGGACCAACGGGCUCUGCAAGACGGCGGAGAACGGCAGCUUGACCUCCGUCCAGAGUUCCGGCUCAGACUCGAGCGUCACCUCGGCGGAGCGGAACAUGAACAGCGACCUCGGAUCGGACCGCAGCAACUCCCCCCACACGUGGAAGCGUGGCACGGCCCUGAACAGCUCCCAGCAGUUCUCCACGCACUCGGCCGACUCGGUAUCGGUCUCGGUGCCCAGCGGAGGUGGAGGUGGAGCCGUUGUGGUCUCCGGAGCAGCCAUAGCUGCUGCUGGGCCCGGAGCUUAUGCCGCACAGAUGCAGGCGGCCGUGGCAGCGGCCACAGCGGCGGGCGGAGUACCGCCGACGGACGAUCAUGCCGUCUCGUCGCACACCAGCGCCGCGCAGUACGAGCAGCACGAACAGCAGCAGCACGAGCAGCAGCAGCUGCAGGCAGCGGCCUCCGCCGCGGGCGUGGCCCAGAACUACAAGAUGUCGGAGACCAUACGCAAGCGGCAGUACCGCGUGGGCCUCAAUCUGUUCAACAAGAAGCCGGAGAAGGGCAUCACCUAUCUCAUCCGCAGGGGCUUCCUCGAGAACACGCCACAGGGCGUGGCUCGUUUCCUGAUCACGCGCAAGGGCCUCUCCCGCCAGAUGAUCGGCGAGUAUCUGGGCAAUCUGCAGAACCAGUUCAACAUGGCCGUGCUCAGCUGCUUCGCCAUGGAGCUGGACCUGUCCGGCCGCCAGGUGGACGUGGCCCUGCGCAAGUUCCAGGCCUACUUCCGGAUGCCCGGGGAGGCGCAGAAGAUUGAGCGGCUGAUGGAGAUCUUCUCGCAGCGCUACUGCGAGUGCAAUGCGGACAUUGUGGGGCGCCUAAGAUCAUCCGAUACGAUCUUUGUGCUGGCAUUUGCCAUCAUUAUGCUCAAUACGGAUCUGCACACGCCCAAUCUGAAGCCGGAAAGGCGCAUGCGCGUCGAGGACUUCAUCAAGAAUCUGCGAGGCAUCGACGAUUGCCACGACAUUGACAAGGACAUGCUGAGCGGCAUCUAUGAGCGCGUCAAGUCGGACGAGUUCAAGCCGGGCAGCGACCACGUCACCCAGGUGAUGAAGGUGCAGGCCACCAUUGUCGGCAAGAAGCCGAAUCUGGCGCUGCCCCACCGGCGGCUGGUCUGCUAUUGCCGCCUGUACGAGAUACCCGACGUGAACAAGAAGGAGCAGCCGGGCGUCCACCAGCGCGAGGUGUUCCUCUUCAACGACCUGCUGGUCAUCACCAAGAUAUUCAGCAAGAAGAAGACCUCCGUGACGUACACGUUCCGCAACAGCUUCCCGCUCUGCGGCACGGUGGUGACCCUGCUGGACAUGCCCAACUAUCCGUUCUGCAUCCAGCUGUCGCAGAAGGUCGACGGUAAGAUCCUGAUCACCUUCAAUGCCCGCAACGAGCACGACCGCUGCAAGUUUGCCGAGGAUCUCAAGGAGUCCAUCAGCGAGAUGGACGAAAUGGAAUCGCUGCGCAUCGAGGCAGAGCUGGAGCGCCAGAAGUCGGCGCGCAACCGGGCCCCGGGGAACGCAGAGAACCGCGAUAGUGGCGUGGCCGAUGUGGAGGUGUGUCCCUGUCCCUAUGGCUCCCAGCCCGGCGGCGGCUCCCAGGCAGCCGGCGAGCAGGCAGCUGGCAACUCGGCCGACUCCACGCAGCAGCUGAAGCGCAGUGCGCUCAGCAACAGUCUCCUGGACAUGCACGAGCAAUUUGGCAACGAGAAGCCCCAGCGACGAGGCAGCGUCGGCUCCCUGGACAGCGGCAUGAGCAUCUCCUUCCAGUCGACCACCACGUCCAGCGCCUCGCGGGAGAAUGCGGCGGCCAUUGCAGCUGCCGCCAAUGCAGCGGCGGCUGCCAAGAUGCGUUUCAACAUGCCGCCAACGGCGGCGAUUGCCACGCCCAACAAUGUGUAUGCAGCGCCCGGAAUGCAGGCGUACACGCAUGCCAACUUUGUGCAGCAGUCGCAGGCCGCCUACAUGAUGCAGCAGCAGCAAAUGCUUCAGCAACAGGCACAAAUGCAAGCCCAGGCGCAAGCCCAGGCCCAAGCGCAGGCUCAGGCGCAGGCGCUACAGCAGCAGGGAGGCGGAGGAGCAGGAGUAGGAGGAGGAGCCGUGGUCACGGGUCGAAUCCCUGGAAGGGAGAGGAAGGCCUCACGCUCCGAUGAGAACGCACGGUCGACGGAGGUCUAAGUCAUCUACUCAUCUACGUAUUGUACAUUUCCGUUGUUCAGCAAAGCGAUAAAUAUUAAAUCUAUAUAGCAUAUAGAGUCAAA
Messenger RNA from Drosophila persimilis, 4445 nucleotides. RefSeq lists its product as uncharacterized. Bases 1 to 4362 code for a protein of 1453 amino acids. NCBI's taxonomy places the organism in Eukaryota, Metazoa, Arthropoda, Insecta, Diptera, Drosophilidae. Gene Ontology annotation, biological process: actin cytoskeleton organization; regulation of ARF protein signal transduction. Gene Ontology annotation, molecular function: guanyl-nucleotide exchange factor activity. The record is from RefSeq and is a predicted model, not a curated record. The transcript is spliced from 9 exons.